AUGACUGAUAGUUGGAACGCUAUUAAACCGGUUGCACAACAGAUUAUGGAAACAAUUAUUGCUUCUCCAUGCAAUGAGAUUGUUCAUACAUCUGUUAUGACGCCAAAAGGUCCAUUAUCAUUCGAUUCUAUAUUAGAAAAUGUUAAGAAUGGAACAUACACGUCUUCAAAGGACUGGGACAAAGAUUGCAGGACAUAUAUAGCUACAAUGGCUGAAACAUAUAAGCAGCAGCCUUUAGAGCUCGUUAUUUUAAAGCACGUUCGAAUUACAUACGUUAAAUUAAUACAGAAAUGCCAAGCAUGCACUACAGAAGGAUGGAUAAAGCGCGCAAAUCAGCUUCGUGUGAAGAUUGAUGACUUACUUCGCACAGUUCCGGAUUGUCUCAAAAAGUAUUCGCAGCUAAUGCCUGUUCCUCCAAUCCACAAUACUCAAUUACAGCGUAGCGAUAUAGAAACAAUUGCAAAAUUCGAUCAAAAAAUUACAAAUAAUCUUGAAUUAAUGCAGCUUCUUCGUAUACUUAAUGAUGAUCCUGCGGCCCUCGAGAUUACAGGUGAUACAGCUAAAGUGGACGUUCAAAAGCUUCGCAAUCCAACGCAAUUGAAAUUAUAUUUAUUCCUCAAAGAUAAAAUCGAAGGCGAUAAAAAGUGA
Messenger RNA from Trichomonas vaginalis G3, 648 nucleotides. RefSeq names its product acetylation-dependent protein binding. Lineage: Eukaryota; Parabasalia; Trichomonadida; Trichomonadidae. The transcript has a single exon. The coding region runs from base 1 to 648 and encodes 215 amino acids. The record is from RefSeq and is a predicted model, not a curated record.